Psilocybe cubensis is the source of this 930-nucleotide messenger RNA. RefSeq lists its product as uncharacterized. The transcript has 5 exons. The coding region runs from base 1 to 930 and encodes 309 amino acids. Gene Ontology annotation, molecular function: hydrolase activity, acting on ester bonds. The record is from RefSeq and is a predicted model, not a curated record. Lineage: Eukaryota; Fungi; Basidiomycota; Agaricomycetes; Agaricales; Agrocybaceae.
AUGGGAGCCGAGUCCGACCUGGUUCCAAAAACUUCCAAUGAUACCCAGGAUUGUGAUAAGGCAAAAUCAACGAUAUACCAGAGGACAAAAACGUGGAGUGGUUUCUCUGCUCUGCGGUAUUUGUUCAUAUUCGGUGACUCCUACAGUGACGUUGGAUAUUCAACAUUUCGUACUCGUGUUCCGUCUCCAAGUGCAGCUCAACCUCUUGGUAUAGAAUUUCCUGGCAUAACUUACAAUGAAGAGGGCCUUCCGAACUGGGUUGGCCAUUUGAUAUCAAAAUAUCGACCAGCUCCUCGCUUCGACGCUUCUGUGGAUACAGCCAAUCAGGACCCAGAGUAUAUACGCUCUCCUCUGCUUGUCUAUGAUUAUGCAAUAGGAGGACAGACAGUAGAGGGAGUUCGCUCUCAGGUCGAGAAUAUCUUUCUUCAAUCAGAUUUAAUGUCAACGGUUUCGGAGGACGCUUGGAAUGCGUCGAACUCAAUUUUCAUAACAUGGAUUGGAAUAAAUGAUUGCGGUUCUUUCGUGCGUUCCAAUACGCAGACUGCAAUUGGGAACCUUUUUGCAACUCAACAGAAAUUGUACGACGUUGGUGCUCGUAAUUUCUUAUUUAUAGAUGUGCCACCCAUACAUCGAAGUCCUGCGAUUCCCAAACAGGAGGAAAACGAAUCAGCGUCCUACUAUCAAGUUUGGAACACGACGUUGAGAACGGCGAUCGACGAAUUUUCUAGAAAUCAUGAUGACGCCUCAGUUUUUCUUUUUUCAUCGUAUGAAAUAUUUGAAAAUGUUCUCGACAAGCCUAAGGACUUUGGCAUCAAACCUAAGGAGGUACGCAAGGCGGGUGGUCAGGUUUGGGUAGAUUAUCUCCAUCCCACGAGCAAGGUGCACGACAUACUUGCAUCGUCUUUGGCCAACUUCUUGGGACAAAUUUAA